AUGGGGGACUUAAGUGGAAGAUCAGAAUUUUCAGGGAGAGUGGUCCCAGGGUCAGAGACUGUUCUCGUCAAAUUGAAAGGAGCUGAGAGCUGUUUUGCUGGCCUUGAGAGCAGUUCUUCCUAUGAUCCAGAACAGACAUGUGAGAGUGAUAUCCGACAAUCGGACGGUGGUCUCAUAUCUCAAUCAUCAAGGAGGAACCAGGUCAGAUUCCUUACAACGGAACCAGGUCAGAUUCCCAGCUGGAUCAGAGAAGCUAUAUCCUUGGCAUAUUCAGUGUCCGAAUACGUCACGGAAAGAGAUCCAUCUUCGUUGGAGGUACAUAGAAGUCCGGCUGGUCGGGAAGAAGCGUUCCGGAAGAAAAGGACUUCUUUCAAGCAGCUGCAAGGGACGGGAGAGUACAGCACCAACAAGAAGAUGGAGGCUCAGAAAAAUAACACAAGAGGGAGACACUCCAUGGGACCUCACUACCAGGGAAGAGCUAGGCAUCCUCUGAAUGGGAUACGUAUCCAGCUUGUGACACUGGUGGUAAGCAUGUUGGUGGCAGGCUCAGCCUCUUCAGGGGAGGACCUGGGGACUAAUAUUGGUAUGGCCAGCAUAUCACUUGAUGGACCCGGCCUUUUAAUGGUGGAAUGUUUGGGUGGCAAAAUCCUGGAACCAUACGAGCACGUUACCUUUACACCAGGUCAAUGGUAUCUGUAUGGUUUCCAGAGAGAGGGUUUUGCCAACGGUGUAAUUCAGCAUUAUACCCCGGUGGAGAAUGUGUCUGCCAUACAACAUGACUUGCACGCCCUCUGUCUCAAGGAAUACAGGCAUUUUCAGGACUUGGACCCUGUACCUAUCAAAUCCUUAAGAUGGGUGUCUAGGAAUCCACACCUGCACCCUUACCAGCAAGUGAGAGCCAACACUACCUCAGUGUUGUGUACAAAGGAGGGUUUGCUGAGUCCUGAAGAUGUCACUGGGGCAGAGUACAGCGGUUGGUAUAUCCUGAAAGCUACCUUCCUAGGGAAGGAUAGCAGAAACGGGUUGAGGGUUAGGACAUAUUUCGAUAGGCCCAUUCCGGUAAAAGGCACCCUGAAGGCUUAUUGUAUGUUGAGGGAUUCCCAGAUGAUUAUCACCAGGGAAUCCAGUUAUGUACAGGGACAUGUAUCCACAGAUUACUUGCGAACCAGCAUAAUGAUGUUAAAGUUAAAUUGCAGUGACUCUGAUCAGGCCAUCUGGAAUGAUCAGAGUGGUCCGGUAAAACUGGAGGGUUUGUAUCGAGCCACAGUUUUAAAGGUACGGACCGAUGCCAAGGACCCAAGGUAUACGCAGUUAAAGGGGUCUCCAUCCAUACGGUCUUUCAUGAUUACGAUCAUGAGAGACAACUGCGUUCCUGAGGUGACGGGAUACUAUUUCGUCACCUAUGCCCACUGGGAACAGGAUACCCAGAUGGUGAUGUUAGACACUAAUCCCUGGAGGUGGGAUUUAGUGUGUAAUGGGGUGGACACCCCUACAGUGGAUGUAUGGAUGGAUGGUACCCCUAUGACUGAGGAAUACCGGGGUAGGUAUGUGUCUUCCGAUUGGACAGACCCCAGAGGCAGGGACAUUAACUUUGACAUCAAUAUAGAUGGUUCAUUCAAGUGGCCUUUUUGUGAGGCAGCCGACGAAGGGUGCUGGACCUUUACUCAAUGGGUCUAUCUAUCUCAAACCAAACCCGUAGGGAAACUAGUGUUACAAGCUGGAGAAGACGAACAAUGGUAUCCAUUCAAAGGACGGGGACAGGUCUGUGUUACGGUAGUAAGGGUCCCUUACGAAACAGAAGGUCUCCAACCAGUACGACCACAUUCGGACUCUUGCACCACCCCUAUCCAUCAAUUGGCAGACCCUGUAGCUCCUCAACUGUCAUCCCCCUGGAAGAUCAUCACGGAUGCAAAAUUCAUCCUGUUUACCUGGAGAAUUUCCGUGGAUGACUUCAGAGUGGAUCACUGGGAUCACAGGUGUGAGGAGUUCGUUAGGAACCAAAUUGACAUGGUAAGAGGUUGGAUAGAGGCGGGGCAAGAGGUCAGGAAAGACGACUCUCGACUCAGGAAGAACAGGGGGAGGAGAGACCUGGUGGCUAUGGGACUUGAGGGUUUACAACACUCGCACAUUGAUGCCACUACCUCUCUAUCUUCCGCUAUACGUGAGAAGUUUAGGAGGUUAGUUGUGGGUCUUUUGGAGGAGCAGGAUCGGGCUCAGCUUGCUCUGGCGUGUACGCAGGUCCAGAGCGAACUCUCGGACAACCUUAAACAUAUGGUCACGGCACUUCAUAACGGCCACUUCCCAUUCAACCUCCGUCAGCGAAUAAGCCCACUAAUUUCUCCUUUUGCCAUUAAUCACACCAACUGGUGGGUGGUUCAGUGGCAUGGAUGUCAAAAUUUAACCUGCACUGCUUCGUCCCUGGCACCUGUAUCCGGUCGCAUCAGACAAGGAUACAGUGUCAUCAAUCUAGGAACAAUGAUUAACAACCAGACGGUGCUUCAUCCCCAGCUCCCCUCGGGCGUUCUAACCUAUGAGGAGGGCCAUCCCUCUUUGUUUGAUACAGAGGGAUGUCGGAUAAGGGAGAAUGCCAUCCUCUGUCAGGGUAGUCGGGAGCGGACGCUCAGACACCAGUGUAGGAACACCGAGGGGUCCUGUGAGAUGAAGGCCAACCCAAUGCCCUCAUCCUCUUUGAAAUAUUUGGGGCAGGGGUAUUGGUGUGGGUACCAAGGGAGUGAUCCAUCAUAUGCAAUUUUUGGACUUAACUGCACCGAACGAGGAACACUCCGCCCCGGAGCAUACUGCACCCUUAGUCCCGUUUUAGGUUUGAACGUCGCAGAGCAGCAGGGAAGAACCCCGAUUACCCCAGAGAAAAGACUUGACAUCCGCCCCGAUGUUCCUGUAAGACUUCAGAAGAUUCCUCUUGGUUUCGGCAAAGAACUUAGACAUCUCUUAAUGGAUUUUAACCAAGAGGAAGAGAUCGUACAACGUCUUCGGGAGACGGAGAAGCAAGCCACCAUUCAACUCACCCAUGACCGAACAAAGAUUACCGCGGUUGCCACAGCAUUGGACAAGGACUCAAAGGUUUCAUGGUGGGAGAGUCUUUUCGGAUAUAGUCCUAAGGCAACUUCAUUUUUCAAUUUAUUGAUACACCCGAUGAUAGUGCUUCUGGCUCUGGUUGGACUCAUGUACCUUGGACUAUGGUGGAUGUAUCGGAGAGUCAAGAGACUAACGGACCAACUAAACCAGAACCAGACGGCACUGCACGAAGUCAACCGCCGAAGGCUCAGGACAUGA
Bufo gargarizans (Asiatic toad) is the source of this 3294-nucleotide messenger RNA. RefSeq lists its product as uncharacterized. The coding region runs from base 1 to 3294 and encodes 1097 amino acids. The transcript is spliced from 4 exons. The record is from RefSeq and is a predicted model, not a curated record. Lineage: Eukaryota; Metazoa; Chordata; Amphibia; Anura; Bufonidae.